UUCGAAGUUUUUUUUGUAUAAAUAUAUAAUACUUUCGCUUUUGGUUAAUUUUUAGCUCGUUUUAAGUGAUCAAAAUCUAGUUAUUUACACGGCUGAUAUAUAUUUUUGUACUUUUGUAAAGAGCGGACGACAUAAUUGGGUCAACAUAAUAAAGAAGUGGUUUGUUUAGCCCUGUGUGAGUCACUCGUCACAUUGUUUAUGAAACUUGUAUUAUGGCUUAGCAAUGUUAUCGUCGUCUAAAUAGUUUGUACAGUGAUAGUGCACCGAUCCCGAUGGAUACGCCGCCCGUUCCGAAGCCGAGGAGUGCAUAUCUGCCACAAAAUGAUCCGCUCAAGCGACCAGUUCCUUUGCCGAGAACAAAAAUCAGUACUAACGACAGAGUUUCGGCCUCGGACAUAUUCAGAUCCAUAAGUACAGUGUCUAAACAGAUAUCCGAGGAUGUGGCGUUGAAAGUGAGCAGCUCGGCCAGGUCGGCCAACGAGAAGAUAGAGAAGUCCAUUCAGGAUGGAUCCAAGUUUGCUAAAGGUACGUUGGAGAAGACGCUCACGACGUCGCGAGCGGUGCGGGACUCCGUUACCAAGUCCGUCAUAGAAGGCACGAGGAGUGCGGGCAUGAAACUGAGAAAAGUGAAAAAGACAGGCUCUCUGGAGGAAAUUGAAGACCAGCGCUGUGUCUCCAUGCCAGUAGUGGAUGUCAGUCUCUUUGACAACAUACAGUUUCAUUCACCACUAUUAGAACAGAAGAGGUAUAAAGCGGAGAACGAAAAUGCCCAAGAAUUGCCAUCGCUCAACCUGAAUGCAUCCCAUUUUGAUGAUCUCUCACUAUUUUCUACAAAUUCAGACUCCAAUACUGACACUGUUAGUAAUUUCUCAUACGACAGCCGAGAAUCAGAUCAAAACAACUAUACCAAUUUGGAAAAUGAGCAAUUAACAUAUGACAUGCCGAAACCUUCGAGAGCGAAUAGUAUAGUAAGCAUAAGAUCAGCACCCGAAGUACCAGAAAGACGGAAGAAAAGAGAGAGCAUCGAGGUCAUGAGACAGAACUCUAUGUAUGAAAACUGGACACUGCCAAAUAGUACCAUAAGCACUCAGACAAGUACAAAUUGUAACAAAACACAGAGACCGAGCAAAAGUACGAUUUAUGAGUUUGAUCCACUCAACACAAGCAAACCUGCACCAAAGUAUGACGGAGUAAGCAAUGAGUUAAUACUACUGGAAUCAUUCUUAAUAGGAGAUACUUACGGUACUAUAGUUACUACAGACAAUUCGGAUGAGACAUUUGAUUUCCGAGACAGUGAAUAUUACAAUCCUCCCACUCCUCCUGAGCGGUUGGACAGUCUGUUUCCUGAGACUGAGACAAAAGAUGAAAAAGUCCCAGUGGACAAGGAUAACAAUUCCAACUGGUUUGUUAGCGAUACAGACUCAUUGCCGAAAGCUGGAGAGAGAUCAACCAGCACACAUUCCGUUAUGCAGAAAUUCUCAAACAUGUUGAAGUUGGACAAUAUGUUAAACAAAACUCCAAAAGCGGUCAUUCCUAAAGUUGAUACAAUAGAAAGACCGCCAGUAAACGGCUUGCCCGUGCAAUUUUACAGUGGUACAUUGACUAAGGUGGUAUCCGGUGGUGUUGAGGACCUGUUCAAGAACACACAGAGUAGAUUUUGUGUGCUGUCAGAACAGAAAUUGUUGUGUUAUACGGAUCCAACCAACUCCGUCUUGAAGGAGUCUUACCCUCUGGAUACAAUCAACUCUUUGCAAGUUGUGUUGCCUCUGUCGUCCAGCACAACAAGCAACUCCUACAUGCUCGAGCUAUCCGUCAGCACCGGAUCGCGAUCUUCUCGAAAAGUCCUCUUCAGCUGCGCCAGCGCGUCAGAACGAAGAAACUGGGCGCAGAAGAUCGCGGAACAUCUAGCUGGGGAGUUCCAGACAAAACAUACGGCAGAGUUCACUAGGUGCGGAUGGUGUUAUUUGAAGGAAGGCGUGAGCGGCGAAUGGAAAGGCGCAUGGGUGAUGCUGAUACGUCGGGUUCUAGUCUACUACACCAGUAAGGAGAGCGGGCUUUGUACCGUCGACCUGAGGAAGACGAGAUGUGUCGUGACUCAAGAUGCAGACGAGGAGAUGAAACAAGUGAUGCCGACGGACGGUAGCGGGAACCUGCUCAUGGAUUGUCCCCACGCCACCAUCUACCUGCGCUUCCCCACCGAGAGAGAUCUCAAGGGAUGGCGAUACAUGGUAAAAUUAGCUGCUCACAACAACGGAGCUCAGAUACACCAUCAACAGUUAACCAAGGAGGAUGUUCCGGCCAUCGUGGACAAGUGCCUAAGCUUCAUAUAUGCACAUGGCAGCCUAUCGGAGGGCAUAUACCGGCGCGCAGGCAGCAACGUAGUGUUAUCAGAACUCCUGGCCCGGUUCCGUAGGGACGCGUGGUCGGUGCAGCUGAGUCCGGGCACGCAUUCCGAACACGAUGUGGCUGGCGUCCUGAAGAGGUUCUUUAGGGAUCUGCCCGAGCCGCUCAUGUCGCAGGCUAAGCGGGAGGCAAUGCUGGCUGCAUUAGAACAAGACGAUCCGGCGGCUCGCAACACCAUCUACCGCCGGGUGAUGUCCUCUCUCCCGAUGGUAGCAAGAAACACGGCGCGCAAGCUAUUCGCCCACUUACACUUUCUACACAGUAUGGCGCACGCUAACAAAAUGAGCGCAGAGAACCUUGCGUCUGUAUGGGCGCCUACUUUAAUGCCAGCUGCUUUGACCAGUAACACCCUGAACACAUCCUGGUAUUCCAAAGAGGUCUACGUAGUCCGCGACCUGAUAGCCAACUACGAGGCCGUAUGGGAGCCGACCGAGGCCGAAAAACGACGCGAGGGGGCCGUUCGAAGAGUGCUGAUGAGGGUGCUUAGCAACAGAGCGCCUUCUGCGCCGAAGGCGGCUGGUGAUUUGAAGGCGUGGAUCUAUGUGAAGGAUCGGACGACGUGCUAUCAAGUCUCGCUAACGCCAAGCACAACAAGCGCGGACAUAUGCGUCCAACUCUCAGAAAAAGCCAACAUCGAUUCCCAUCUCCUCAUGCUGGAAGAGGUGAUAUGCAACGAGUCCAUGAAACGAGUGGUGCAUAUCGACGAGGUGGUGCUGGACGUGGUGCUGCGCUGGGGCUACUGGGACGAGGAUGAUAGGAAGGAUAAUUACCUGCUGGUCAGAGAGAAUAAGAUCCUUCACGAAAUGGAGGCGAUUAGGAACACGGGGCUAGUGUGUGCGGAGCUGCGGUUCGCCAGCGAGUCCAUGAAGACCUUCAAGCUCCAUAUGUUUGAAUUCCAGAACGGAAAGCUGUGCUACUUCAAGGACAAACAGGGUUCGCACAAGAUUGACGAGUGGAACAUAAAGGAUAUUCUGUGGUAUGUGGGGUACGAGCCGAAAAGGAACCCCCAGUCGCGCUGGGCCAUCACCUUCGUGCCGCGCAACAAGCAAAAAAGGGGCAAGGAUCGUCCGUGGUUCGGGUGCACUAUAGCUGGCGCUGUCACCGAGGAACAACUCAAAUGGACCGCCGCCAUGACAUUCGCCGAACACACAAACAUACUGCCGUCUCCUCGUCUAGUGAUCACGUAACACACACGUCAGGCUGCCUUCUAGAUAAGACGUCAAAUGGGGCAUUUUUCUAUGAA
Molecule: messenger RNA, 3646 nt
Organism: Cydia strobilella
Lineage: Eukaryota; Metazoa; Arthropoda; Insecta; Lepidoptera; Tortricidae
Gene: RhoGAP15B
Product: arf-GAP with Rho-GAP domain, ANK repeat and PH domain-containing protein 2
Exons: 12
Coding region: 273-3590 (1105 amino acids)
Biological process (GO): signal transduction
Cellular component (GO): cytoplasm
Molecular function (GO): phosphatidylinositol-3,4,5-trisphosphate binding
Source: RefSeq, a predicted model, not a curated record